AUGCCAGCGCUGCCAGUAUUGCGAUCGUUGCGCACGAGUGCAGUGCACCGGGACAUCAUCGGCACCUGUAGGGCCACUGUGGGAGCUAUUGGCGCCGACACUCGGUCGGUGUUUGGAGCUCUGAUCGUAGGCUAUGCCCGCAAACUAUGUCCCAAAGAGCUACUCAUCCCGUACGCCAUCGUUGGGAUCAAAGUCCUGAAAAACAUGGAUUUCAUGUUCCCCGUGAUCUGUCUUGUGAUGGCUUUCCUCCUAUUGUUUGUCUUUUAA
Oppiella nova is the source of this 267-nucleotide messenger RNA. NCBI's taxonomy places the organism in Eukaryota, Metazoa, Arthropoda, Arachnida, Sarcoptiformes, Oppiidae. The record is from the annotation of a GenBank genome assembly.